AUGACAUGUCUACAACAGAUUUUUAUGAAAAACAUUAUAUUAUAUCUUAACACAUUAGAAGAUGUAACAAACUUUAUGUUGAUCAACAAAUCUUGUCAUGAAGCAGUGCAGACAAUGUAUAUCAACACAUACAAUUUAAGUCAAACUGUUGCUAUUGAAGAUAUCAUUUAUAUCUUUUUAAAUCUGCAGACUUUAUAUUUUAAUUCUUUUUCCAGUUGUCCAAAAAAAUUUUCGAGUGAUGACAUCCCUCUUAUUGAACAAUCAUUGAAAAUGGAGAACACUUUAAAAACAAAAUGGUUUCCUCCAAAAGUCAGAAAAAUUCGAUUAUUUACUAAUGAAGUUUUAAUUUCGUUUUAUGUAAAGUUUAAAUCGUAUUUUAAUCGAAUAAAAGAUGACAAAGGAAGUGCCCAAUUGAAAGACUUUUUUAACACCAAAUCCCUUCAAAAAAUUACACAUAACGACAACGUUAAUUUCCAUGUGCAAUUUCUUGCCAAAGAAACGAUGGGAAUGAAGUACAUUCCAGAUUUCUGCACACUUAAAUCACAAUUCAAUGAUUUUGAACGACUUGUGAAAGUAAUGUCCAAUAUGAAUGGUCACGAGGAAAUUAUUGAAAAUGCAGUUAAAGACUCUUUUUGUAGUGGAAUUGUUGUGUUUCGACCACCUAAACAACUGUUUUGGGAUGGCAAUGGGUAUCAAGACGAUCCAUAUAAAUAUGCCGUAGAUGUCAAUUUGAAUAUUUUAAAUUCAGAAAAUAUUCGGGUGGUCUCUUUAAAAAAUGUGAAUGUCACAGAAUUGGCUCUUCCAAUCAAAUUGGAGAAAUUGAAAAUAGAAGAAGUGACUGGAAACCUGAAAAUUGACAAAUUGAAACUGACAAGAAUUUACGUUUUGAAUUACAAAGGAAGUCCUUUGCUUGUUAAUGAUGAAAACUUGACUGAAUUUGAGUGUUUUAACUCGUUGAAUUGUGUUAAAUUUGUGCGAGAAGACAAACCUUUGAGUGUGUAUAUUGUCGACUUUAAGAAACACACUAUCUUUGAUGUGUAUCAAGACACACAAGACGUUACUAUUAAUGUGGAGCGUCUUAGAAAACACGUAUGCCAAUUUAAAGCAAAAGGAGUCAAAUAUUAUUAUCAUAACAUCCAUAUUGGUGAUCCGUGUAAUUUCAACUUGUCGUUAGAAACUUUUGAUGAAGUUAUAGUAAGUCAAAAUAUUAAAAGAAAAGACAAAAUUACUGCUAAAUUUGGGGAUAUAAAAAACAUUAAAUUUAGGUACGGUUGUUUUGAAGAAAUUACAAUGGGUAACGCAGAAAACAUCGAAUUUGAUUGUGUAGAAGUAAAAAAGUUAUUUAUAAACUCUGCAAAGCUUUUAAAACACCAAAAGUCGAGUUUUGAAAGUAUAACAGCAAACACCAAAAUCGAGACAAUCAAAGGGACAAAAAGAAAUAUAGCAAAAUUAAUCAAUGGACCUCAAUAA
Messenger RNA from Entamoeba invadens IP1, 1470 nucleotides. RefSeq lists its product as hypothetical. The record is from RefSeq and is a predicted model, not a curated record. The transcript is spliced from 4 exons. Bases 1 to 1470 code for a protein of 489 amino acids. NCBI's taxonomy places the organism in Eukaryota, Evosea, Mastigamoebida, Endamoebidae.